Messenger RNA from Amphibalanus amphitrite, 2289 nucleotides. Its product is annotated as dnaJ homolog subfamily C member 11-like. The transcript is spliced from 14 exons. The record is from RefSeq and is a predicted model, not a curated record. Gene Ontology annotation, biological process: cristae formation. Lineage: Eukaryota; Metazoa; Arthropoda; Thecostraca; Balanomorpha; Balanidae. The coding region runs from base 410 to 2098 and encodes 562 amino acids.
UGGUAAAUAGGGUAAUUACAUAAGAAAUAUGCUAAUUUAACCGAUUUUAUCAUACUUGGUGUAAGAUGGGGUGCUAUCAUCAAAGUGCUUUUCACUCAUCAAAAUGGGCCACCUGAAUUUGAGGUGUUUGAGAUCUAAGAUUGAUGAAGUCGUGACCUUACCUUAGCUCAAGUUUUUUUGAUUAGGUAUCUUUUAUCCAUUAAUUUAUCUAUGUAGGGAGACGUUUACACCCUUAAUGCGCAUAUAAUGUGAGGGGACAUGUCAAAUAGCAAUUUCGGUCAAACAUGGUCUGGUGAUAUAGGUCAGCCCGCCAGACAGGUGAAGGAGUAUUUGGGCAAGGAUCAUGAAAGUCCUCCUCAAUAUUCAGGAGUAUAAAGAACCCUGAAGUAGGUGAUACUUGAAGAACAAAAUGACGGCCUCAAAUCAAGAGGACUUGGCACCAGAAGAAGAUGAAGACUACUAUAGUCUCCUGAACAUUCCUAGAGAUGCGCCACAAAGCUCCAUUAAUGAUGCAUACCGGCGGCUCAGUCGCCUCUACCACCCAGACAAGCAUGUCGUGGCAGAGCAAAAGCAGCGGGCUGAGGUCAUGUUUGGCAAAAUCAAAACUGCCUAUGAAGUGCUCAGCGACCCCCAUCGGCGCGCCAUCUACGACAGUGUCGGCGUGGCGGGCCUGCGCACCGAGGGCUGGCAGGUGGUACAGCGCACUAAAACGCCACAGGAGAUCCGAGACGAGUACGAGCAGUUGGCCAGGGAACAGGCGGAACGGCGCCUGUUGCAGAGGACAAACCCAAAGGGCUCAGUGACGCUGUUCAUCAAUGCCACCGACCUGUUCUGCAGCUACGGGGAUGAGCUGGACGACGACGAACUGGACGACUGGCUGCUGCCCCAAGUGGAGGUCACCGGCAUGUCUUUCACGCAGAGCAUUGAGGCUCCGCUCACUCUCCGCGACACUGCCACAAUGUCCGGUAAUCUGUCGACGUCGAACGGCACCGGUCAGGGCCAGGUGAGCUGCUCAGUUCGCCGGCUCUUCUCGGACCGCUGCUGGGCAGAGGCCGAGCUGGGGGUCGGCGACGGUCUCAUGGUGUCGACACGCGCCUUCCGCUCGCUGGGCCGCCACCUGCACGCCACCGGACACGGGUUCAUCUACCUGCUGCCGAACGGGCUCGGCCGCGUCGGACUGCUCGGCUCUUUGGGCUGCCAGCUGGACCGCCGCACGGUCGGGUACCUCAGCUACCGGGUCGGCCGGCCGGCCGGCGUUCAGGCCAUGGUGGUUCGCGAGACGGAGCACAGUCGCCAGUCGGUCAGUCUGUACGUGGGCGUACCGCACAGCUACGUCACCGGCAGUCUGACGGUCACACUGCCAGAGGCAGACGUCAAGGCCAGACUCGUCGCCAAGGGUGGCUCCUUCGGUUUUCUUGUCGAGUGCGGCCUGGACAAGAAGAUAACUGAGCUUAGCACACUGGGCGCUACUGUCAGUGUCGGUCUUCCCACAGGAGUCGCCGUCAAACUCAGGUUGAGUCGGGCCAGUCAGACAUACACUUCGCACGUGCGUCUGUCUGACGAGCUGCAGGCCAGUGCCGUGUUUUACGGCACCGUGGUGCCUCUGCUGGCCUGGACGGCCGUCAACAGGCUGCUGGUGGCACCAUACGUCAGCCGGCGCCAGAAGGAGGAGGCCCAGCGGCGCCGAGAGGCCAACAGGGAGAGGACGGCGGCGAAGCGCAGGGAGGCGGAGGCUGCCGUCAGUCUGAUGCGCGAGACGGUGGCCAGGAUACGGCAGGCCGAGGAGCUGCGCAGGGGACUCGUCAUCACCGCCGCCUGGUACGGUCGCAUUGUGCAGGCCGGCUCGGGUGACCAGGCCAACGGUGGUAUGGAGGAUCUGGUGGACGUCACCAUCCCGCUGCAGUGCCUCGUCACCGACUCCAAACUGAUCCUGCAGGAGGGAACCAAGAGCCACCUGCCGGGCUUCUUUGACCCGGCGCCGGACACAGAGAAGAGCCUGCAGGUGGAGUACCUGUUCCACAACGCGCGGCACCAGGUGACCGUGGCCGACACCGACCCGCUGCGAAUACCCAAACCAUCUCAUCGAACAGAAUCGUGACCCCAGUCAGUCCACUAGUCGACUAGUGCAAUGAGCCGUACCGGCGCGCGCCCACCCCUGGCCAGCCUGGCGCCUCGAGCCGCACGCUGUGGCCGGACCGGCGCUGCCGCCUGGAUGAUACCAGGCCUACAUGAGCGACUGCCGAUUACGCAAUAUGGUUCACAAUACACGAGAGCGAGAGAGCGAACGAC